AACAAACAGGAGAUUGCUGUUGUCCGUUCUGAUGACUUUCAGAGUUCUUCGGUUGAAGCUUUCCGAUUUAAAGCAGCUGUUUAGUUUCCUCUCAGAGACGAGCUGCUGGCUGACGGUCACCUGGAUCAGGUUCAGAGCAGAAACACACAGCAGGGAGAGGAAGAAGUGUUUUCACUGAUCAUUGACCUUCCUCUGAUGCUGUCCCUGCCUCACUCAGACUGACUGAAGAUGAGUGAGGACGGCUGUCCGUCCAUGAAGGGGGACGGGUCCACAGACAGGUCUCCAGACUGCAGUGAUGAACCCUCAGACACAAAAGAGAGCCAGAGGAGUCCUGUUCCUGUGGAGGAGCAGCCGUCCUGCUGUGCUUUGUGUCAGGACGUCCUGGAGGAUCCAGUCUCUACCAGCUGUGGACACUGGUUCUGCAGACAGUGCAUCACUUCCUACUGGGACCAGUCUGCUUCAUCAGGAGACUCCUCCUGUCCCCAGUGUGGAGACAGAUCCAGAACCAGAGCUGGACUGCAGACAGCCAGUCAGAGCAGCUCUGUACAAAUGAGUGGUGGUCUGCAGGAGGUUUUAGAUGAACAUAAGAUCAGUCUGAGGAGGAGAUGUGAACGUGUGACUGAAGGAAGUGAUGAAACAGGAAGUGGAACCCUCCUCAACAGGAUCUACACUGAGCUCUACAUCACAGAGGGACAGAGUGAAGAGGUUAAUACCCAACAUGAGGUGAGGCAGCUUGAGACAGCUUCCAAGAUGGAGAUCCUCCAUGACACUCCAAUCAAGUGCCAGGACAUCUUUAAAGCCUUACCUGGCCAACAGAGAGCCAUCAGAGUGGUUCUGACCAACGGCGUCGCUGGCGUUGGAAAAACCUUCUCAGUGCAGAAGUUCACUCUGGACUGGGCAGAGGGCUCGGAAAACCAAGAUGUCGUUCUGCUGGUUCUGCUCUCGUUCAGGGAGCUGAACUUGAUCAAAGAUGAGCGGCACAGUCUCCUCACGCUGCUCCAUGUUUUCCAUCCAACAUUACAGAAGGUCCCAGCAGAGAAGUUUGAAGAGUUCCAGGUUGUGUUCAUCUUUGACGGUCUGGAUGAGUGUCGACUUCCUCUGGACUUCCACAACACUAAAAUCCUGACUGAUGUUACAGAGUCCACCUCAGUGGAUGUGCUGCUGACAAACCUCAUCAGAGGGUACCUGCUUCCCUCUGCUCGCCUCUGGAUAACCACACGACCUGCAGCAGCCAAUCAGAUCCCUCCUGGGUGUGUUGACAUGGUGACAGAGGUCAGAGGGUUCACUGACCCACAGAAGGAGGAGUACUUCAGGAAGAGGUUCAGAGAUAAGGAGCAGGCCAGCAGAAUCAUCUCCCACAUCAAGACAUCACGAAGCCUCCACAUCAUGUGCCACAUCCCAGUCUUCUGCUGGAUCACUGCUACAGUUCUGGAGGAGGUGUUGAAGACCAGAGAGGGAGGAGAGCUGCCCAAGACCCUGACUGAGAUGUACAUCCACUUCCUGGUGGUUCAGUCCAGACUGAAGAAUGUAAAGUAUGAUGGAGGAGCUGAGACAGAUCCACACUGGAGUCCAGAGAGCAGGAAGAUGAUUGAGUCUCUGGGAAAACUGGCUUUUGAGCAGCUGCAGAAAGGAAACCUGAUCUUCUAUGAAUCAGACCUGACAGAGUGUGGCAUCGAUAUCAGAGCAGCCUCAGUGUACUCAGGAGUGUUCACACAGAUCUUUAAAGAGGAGAGAGGGCUGUACCAGGACAAGGUCUUCUGCUUCGUCCAUCUGAGCGUUCAGGAGUUUCUGGCUGCUCUUCAUGUCCAUCUGACCUUCAUCAACUCUGGUGUCAAUCUGCUGGCAGAAGAACAAUCAACCUCCCAGAAGUCUGAAACAAGAAAAGAUGAAUCUGCAGUGACACAGUUCUACCAGAAUGCUGUGGACAAGGCCUUACAGAGUCCAAAUGGACACCUGGACUUGUUCCUCCGCUUCCUCCUGGGACUUUCACUGCAGACCAAUCAGACCCUCUUACGAGGCCUGCUGAUACAGACAGAAAGUGGCUCAAAAAACAGUCACGUAACUGUUGAGUACAUGAAGAAGAAGAUUGAAGAGACUCCGCCUGCAGAAAAAAGCAUCAAUCUAUUUCAUUGUCUGAAUGAACUGAAGGAUUGUUCUCUAGUGGAUCAGAUCCAACGGUCCCUGAGUUCAGGAAGCCUCUCCAAAGAUAACCUCUCCCCUGCUCAGUGGUCAGCUCUGGUCUUCAUAUUGCUGUCAUCAGAAACAGAUCUGGAUGUGUUUGACCUGAAGAAAUAUUCUGCUUCAGAGGAAGCUCUUCUGAAGCUGCUGCCAGUGGUCAAAGCCUCCAAGAAAGCUCUACUGAGUGGCUGUAACCUCUCAGAAAGAAGCUGUGAAGAUCUGUCCUCAGUUCUUAGCUCCCAGUCCUCUAGUCUGAGAGAGCUGGACCUGAGUAACAAUGACCUGCGGGAUUCAGGAGUGAAGCUGCUGUCUGCAGGACUGGAGAGUCCACACUGUACACUGAAAACUCUCAGGCUUUCAGGCUGUCUGAUCACAGAGGAAGGCUGUGCCUCUCUGGCUUCAGCUCUGAGCUCCAACUCCUCCCAUCUGAGAGAGUUGGACCUGAGCUACAAUCAUCCUGGAGACUCAGGAGUGAAGCUGCUGUCUGCUGGACUGGAUGAUCCAUACUGGAGACUGGACACCCUAAGACUGGGUUACUGCCAUUUGUCAGAGAUCAGCUGUGCUUCUCUGGCCUCAGCUCUAAAGUCCAACCCCUCCCAUCUGAGAGAGCUGGACCUGAGUGACAACAAGCUGCAGGAUUCAGGAGUGAAGCUGCUGUCUGCUGGACUAGAGAGUCCGCACUGUAGACUGGAGACUCUGAGCUUCCUCAGUGUUGAAGGUUCACCUGUCACAUUGACUGGAGUCAAGAAGAUGAGAGAGUCACCAGGAUACUUAAGCUUUCUACAAGGUCACCGGUAUGAAGAAAGACCUCCAGUCUUCGGUAAUGAACCUGGACCAUCAGACUUAAAGGCGGAUGGCAAAGAAAACAGGGCUACAGGGGAUGAAGAGGAUCAGCUGCAUCCUGAUGAUCCAGAGAGGUUGAAGAAGCAGCAGCAGCUUCUGUGUGAAGAGGCACUGAAUACAAAUAAUUUGCUUAACUAUGCUGAGAUGACAUCAGGCAAACAGCAGCAUCUACCAGAGGAGAAGUUAAGAUUCACACCUGAACUGCUGACUGAGUCUGAAAAGACUUCAUACAGGUUCAGGUGUCCUGGUCCAGGUGUGUUCCAGUGUGCUUUGACUGGACUGAUGUUUGGUAUGACUCAGGAGGCGGAGCUGCUGUACCGGACUGUCCAAUGGGAUGAGAGCCUCCUCCAAUCAGCCGGCAAGACGGCUGCAGGGCUGCUGUUCAGUAUCAAGUGUCCUGAGGAGGCUGUCUGUCAGCUCCACCUGCCGCACUGUGAAACAAAGGACGCUCUGCUGCCUGACGGUCUGCUGUCUGUCGUCCACAUCACUGAUGAUGGAAUGAGCAUCCUCGAGCCGCUGGAGAUUACAGACACUCAUGUGGUUGUCAAAGUCCCUCACCUGUCUGCCUUUGGCCUGGUCUGGGACAUCGUUAAAAGGUUGUGGACAACAUCUGUUUGCGGCCAAGUUCUGCUGUUCCUCGGACCACCGAACCCAAGAACACAGAGGCAGAUCCUAAAUGUGCUUCUGCUACCGAGUAACAUCCAUCUGGAGGAGGUCAGCAAACAACAGCAGCCCUGUAAGAACAUAAAGACUGCUUCUAAAUGCAAACUCAUCAAAGAUGAAAGUUACACUCUUCUCUGUCCUCAGGCCAUCAAAAUUCAGCCUACGGAAGAAGAUUUUGACCUGGAAUUUGGACCAAAUUACCAUCCAACAUUUGAGAUCCGCCUGCCGACAAACACAGAAGAAGUGACUUUAACGGUCCGAGACCAGAGACAGACAGAGGUCUGGAAGCGUGAAGUUGAUCUAACAGAUUCAAGAAGGGAAACUUCACAGAGGAACAUCACAGCCAAGGAGAUGGUCCCAGUAGAGGAGAUGGUCCCAGUAGAGGAGAUGGUCCCAGUAGAGGAGAUGGUCCCAGUAGAGGACAGGGUUCCAGCAGAACAAAGGGUUCCAGCAACAGAGAGGCUGAACUCAGUUCGGACACAGUUUGUGAACAGAGUCUCUGAACCUGUUCUGAACCAGCUUCUGGAUAAACUCCUUGAGCAUCAUGUUAUAAACGAUGAAGAAAUGCAGUCAGUCAGAACAAAAGUCAGAGCAGAUAAAGCCCGAGACGUGAUUGACACAGUGCGAAGAAAGGGAACUGAAGCCAGUUCAGUCCUGAUCACUGCUCUCUGUGAGGUGGAUCUAUGCCUUUCUAGAGUGCUGAAUUUAAGAUGAAGCAAAUCAAAGACAAUGUGAUGAUGAACCUCUAUAACAGCUGUUUUAUAGUCACUUAUUGUUAUCUUUGAAUCAGAAGUUGUAUUGUGUUUUGUGUUAAGUGAACCUGAAUUACACUGCCUCAGUACACUGUAUGGACAUUGAGCAGGAAAACAAUUCAAUUAAGACGUGUCUUCAAACACUAACUAAAACAGACAGAUGCUUUUGUGAUCGGCAAUUAGUCUAAUUAAAAGUUUGAUCAAUGACCUUUUUAAGUCACAGAAAAGUAAACCAAGCAGAUCGUAUUGUUCUCAAUAAUGUGCACCUUUUGAGGUUGCCGCUACUUUUUAGCUUAUGUUAGAUAUGAUUUAGUACAUAUCUGUCUAAAUGUGAUAUGGUUCCAUGUAGGAUCUUUAAGCAAAAUAAAAAAAACAACUGAAGGUGAAAA
Messenger RNA from Micropterus dolomieu (smallmouth bass), 4825 nucleotides. Its product is annotated as NACHT, LRR and PYD domains-containing protein 3-like. The coding region runs from base 229 to 4398 and encodes 1389 amino acids. Gene Ontology annotation, biological process: regulation of apoptotic process. The record is from RefSeq and is a predicted model, not a curated record. Gene Ontology annotation, molecular function: protein binding. Lineage: Eukaryota; Metazoa; Chordata; Actinopteri; Centrarchiformes; Centrarchidae. The transcript has 16 exons.